AUGGGUCUCGGUGGCUACCUCGGAGCCAAGAGCGAAGCCGCAUCCUACAAAGAAACCCGCAGGGAAUGCACCCGCCUAACCCAAGACGAUCCGGCCAUGGCCCGCGCCCAGGUCCUCGAGGUCCUCGAACCCUACGACCUGCCCAAACAGACCCUCGAAGACGUGACGGAUCACCUCUCCACCUCCCCACGGCUGAUCGACUUCCUCAUGCAAUUCCACCACUGCGAGCAGGAACCGGCGUCCAACCGCGCCUUCAUCUCCGCCCUCACCAUCGCCGCCGGCUACCUCCUCGGUGGUCUCAUCCCGCUGUUCCCCUACUUCUUCGUCCCCGCCGAGGACGUCUACCUGGCGCUCUACAUCUCCGUCGCCGUCAUGGCCGUCGCGUUGUUCGCCUUUGGCUACGUCAAGACGUGUAUAGUCUCGGGCUGGUCAGGCUUGCGGUGCGUGAGGCAGGCUGUCGUCGGUGGGUUGGAGAUGGUUGUCGUUGGUGGUGCGGCAGCGGGUGCGGCAAUGGGGUUGGUGAAGGCUUUUGAUCAGCUGGCGCAGUCUGACGAUGUGUCUGCGUUGGCGAGCAAGAUUUUCUAAUGCUCUCACCUAUUUUCUUUUUCUACUCUUUUUUCGACUCAUGUCGUCUGUCUGGACAAGCUCCUUUUUCUUACUUCAAUACCUCUACUCUUCUUUUAUUCUCUUUGUCUAGGGUGUACACUGGAAUGUGUUACACACCAUCAGGGUGGUAGGGAGGCACAGGAACACUCGGCCCGGGGAUUGGGUCAGGGUAAAGGAAAAAUCUCCCAUGUUUGCAUUGUUUAGCGUUGCGCGGCCACUCCAAGGGAAACCUUAUUAUCCCAGAGUCGCCUUUCAGAUCGAGAAGAUAGUCAGGUCGCAGCGAUGCGAAGGGGGGCGGCGUUGGCGUCGAAGAGUCUCACGAAACUACGGAAUAUGACAGCAAGGACCGCUGCAAGGGAAGACAAAUGUUUACUAGAAAGAUCAUCUAUCAAACAAGUCCGAGACA
Molecule: messenger RNA, 1012 nt
Organism: Colletotrichum acutatum
Lineage: Eukaryota; Fungi; Ascomycota; Sordariomycetes; Glomerellales; Glomerellaceae
Product: Ccc1 family
Exons: 2
Coding region: 1-585 (194 amino acids)
Biological process (GO): intracellular manganese ion homeostasis
Cellular component (GO): fungal-type vacuole membrane
Molecular function (GO): manganese ion transmembrane transporter activity; iron ion transmembrane transporter activity
Source: RefSeq, a predicted model, not a curated record